CUGCUCGGCUGCUGGACUCGGGCCGGCCGCAGCGGAGAGCAGGGCCCUGCCUGAGCCGGGACCCCUGGCUAAGGAGCCGCAUCUCUGCCCCAGGACAGCUGCUUGGUCGUGUGAGCCCUGUGGACACCUGCUCCCUCCAGCAUGAAGGUCCUGCUGCCCGUGCUGCUGGCCGCCCUGCUGGGCGCGGAGCCAGCCCAGCCCCUCAUGUGCUUCACGUGCGCCAAUCAGAAGAGCAACCUCUACUGCUUGAAGCCCACCACCUGCUCCGACUCAGACCAGUACUGCGUGACCGUGUCUGCCGCCGCCGGCAUCGGGAACGUGGACCUGGGCUACACCCUCAACAAGUACUGCUCCCCCAUCUGCCCCGGCCCGAGCAUCAACCUCGGGGUGGCCUCCGUGGGCACCCAGUGCUGCCAGAGCUCCCUGUGCAACAUCAGCGCCGCGCCCGGCGGGCUGCGGGCCAGCACCCCACUGCUGGGCCUCGGGCUCCUGCUCAGCCUGCUCUCUGCCCUGCUGCGUCUGGGCCCCUGACCCCUCGGCCCACCCCCUCCCCAGCUCAGGAAGAAGAACCCAGCCCACCCCUGCCCCAGGGCCCCACAGGGUCUCCCCUUCCCCUGGGCCCACCCCACCACCAGCAGCAUUCCGCCACCUGCCCCGGCCUCCAGGUGGGUCAGCUGCUGGCCCUCUGGCUCAGUGACGGGAGCUUCCCGCAGGACCAAGGAGGGGAUGAGGGGCCCCGGGUCGUGACCCUGUUCCCUGGACACACUGGGGGACACGCGUGCCAGGUGUGGGAGAGGCGUGUCUGGCUGUGCCCCAGUGCAGGGCUCCAGCCCCACCCCACCCCACCCCCCAGCCCGCCCUGGAGCCAUGCUGCAGCUUCCAAGCCUCAAAUAAACCAAUGUUCUCACCCCUCCC
Molecule: messenger RNA, 915 nt
Organism: Lepus europaeus (European hare)
Lineage: Eukaryota; Metazoa; Chordata; Mammalia; Lagomorpha; Leporidae
Product: lymphocyte antigen 6E-like
Exons: 3
Coding region: 142-531 (129 amino acids)
Molecular function (GO): acetylcholine receptor inhibitor activity
Source: RefSeq, a predicted model, not a curated record